This is a messenger RNA of Nicotiana attenuata, 1555 nucleotides long. Its product is annotated as tubulin alpha-3 chain-like. Gene Ontology annotation, molecular function: GTP binding; structural constituent of cytoskeleton. Lineage: Eukaryota; Viridiplantae; Streptophyta; Magnoliopsida; Solanales; Solanaceae. The coding region runs from base 76 to 1431 and encodes 451 amino acids. The record is from RefSeq and is a predicted model, not a curated record. The transcript is spliced from 4 exons. Gene Ontology annotation, biological process: microtubule cytoskeleton organization; mitotic cell cycle. Gene Ontology annotation, cellular component: microtubule; cytoplasm.
CAUAAGCACCAAUUCUGCAUUGAUUGAAUUGCUCGCUCAUUCUGCAAAUUUCAUUGAACAAAUUAACAAGAGAAAAUGAGGGAGUGCAUUUCCAUUCACAUUGGCCAGGCCGGUAUUCAGGUCGGCAAUGCUUGCUGGGAACUUUACUGCCUCGAACAUGGCAUUCAGCCUGAUGGGCAGAUGCCAAGUGAUAAGACUAUCGGGGGAGGCGAUGAUGCCUUCAAUACAUUUUUCAGCGAAACCAGUUCAGGGAAGCACGUUCCUCGUGCCGUUUUUGUUGAUCUUGAGCCCACUGUUAUUGAUGAAGUGAGAACUGGAGCAUAUCGUCAGUUAUUUCACCCUGAACAAUUGAUCAGUGGCAAAGAAGAUGCUGCCAACAACUUUGCCCGAGGCCACUAUACAAUUGGAAGGGAGAUAGUUGAUCUUUGCUUGGAUCGUAUCAGAAAGCUCGCAGACAACUGCACUGGUCUGCAGGGUUUUCUGGUCUUUAAUGCCGUUGGAGGAGGCACUGGUUCUGGUUUGGGUUCACUUCUGUUAGAACGCUUGUCAGUGGACUAUGGAAAAAAAUCCAAGCUUGGCUUUACUGUGUAUCCCUCUCCUCAGGUUUCAACCUCUGUGGUGGAGCCAUACAAUAGUGUUCUCUCAACCCACUCCCUCCUUGAGCACACAGAUGUUUCUAUCUUGCUUGAUAAUGAGGCAAUUUAUGACAUUUGUCGUCGCUCCCUUGACAUUGAACGCCCCACCUAUACCAACUUGAACCGACUCGUCUCUCAGGUGAUCUCAUCCCUGACUGCUUCUUUACGGUUUGAUGGAGCGUUGAAUGUUGAUGUGAAUGAAUUUCAGACUAACCUGGUCCCAUACCCAAGGAUCCACUUCAUGCUUUCAUCUUAUGCCCCGGUUAUAUCAGCUGAGAAGGCUCACCACGAACAACAUUCCGUGGCAGAAAUCACCACUACUGCUUUUGAACCAGCUUCUAUGAUGGCUAAGUGUGAUCCACGUCGUGGCAAGUACAUGGCUUGUUGCCUGAUGUAUCGAGGGGAUGUGGUGCCCAAGGACGUGAAUGCUGCUGUAUCCAUUAUUAAAACCAAGCGUAGCAUUCAGUUUGUUGAUUGGUGUCCCACAGGCUUUAAGUGUGGUAUCAAUUACCAGACUCCAACUGUUGUUCCCGGAGGCGAUUUGGCCAAGGUACAGAGAGCAGUGUGUAUGAUAUCCAAUUCCACUAGUGUUGCAGAGGUUUUCUCAAGAAUCGACCACAAGUUCGAUCUAAUGUAUGCUAAGAGAGCCUUUGUUCAUUGGUAUGUUGGUGAAGGCAUGGAGGAAGGUGAAUUUUCUGAAGCACGUGAGGAUCUUGCUUCACUUGAGAAAGAUUAUGAGGAGGUGGGUGCUGAGUUUGGGCAGGGUGAAGAGGGUAGUGAAGGAGAAGAGUACUGAUUGAGAGGAAAGAGUAUGUGUGAUUGAUCAUUAGCAUUGUGAAAUGAUAUCUUAACUUUGUACAUGUACUUUAUCACUGCUAAAACUUUUCCUGGUUUAAUAUAUGGCAUCUUUUGAAUUAGUA